This is a messenger RNA of Babjeviella inositovora NRRL Y-12698, 330 nucleotides long. It is a transcript of the gene SMT3, whose product is annotated as SUMO family protein. The transcript is spliced from 2 exons. NCBI's taxonomy places the organism in Eukaryota, Fungi, Ascomycota, Pichiomycetes, Serinales. Gene Ontology annotation, biological process: protein sumoylation. Gene Ontology annotation, cellular component: septin ring; nucleus. The coding region runs from base 1 to 330 and encodes 109 amino acids. The record is from RefSeq and is a predicted model, not a curated record. Gene Ontology annotation, molecular function: protein tag activity; ubiquitin-like protein ligase binding.
AUGACCAACUUAAUAACUACCAACACAAUUGUGAGACACAUCAUGUCUGACGACGAGCAAAAGCCUAAGGACGAGGUUAAGACCGAGACCCACAUCAACUUGAAGGUGUCUGACGGUAGUAACGAAAUCUUCUUCAAGAUCAAGAGAUCUACCCCUAUGAAACGUUUAAUGGAAGCUUUCUGCAAGAGGCAGGGCAAGUCCAUGGACACCUUGCGCUUCUUGAUUGACGGUCAGCGCCUCUCUCCGGAUAACACCCCCGAUGAUCUUGACUUGGAAGAUGGGGAUGUUAUCGAGGCCCAUGCUGAACAAACCGGUGGUUGCGCCUUCUAA